Messenger RNA from Anolis carolinensis (green anole), 4530 nucleotides. RefSeq names its product XPC complex subunit, DNA damage recognition and repair factor (gene xpc). The transcript has 16 exons. The record is from RefSeq and is a predicted model, not a curated record. NCBI's taxonomy places the organism in Eukaryota, Metazoa, Chordata, Lepidosauria, Squamata, Anolidae. Gene Ontology annotation, molecular function: single-stranded DNA binding; damaged DNA binding. Gene Ontology annotation, biological process: nucleotide-excision repair; mismatch repair. Gene Ontology annotation, cellular component: XPC complex; nucleus; nucleotide-excision repair factor 2 complex. The coding region runs from base 126 to 3008 and encodes 960 amino acids.
CUUCUCCAGUUGCGCUGGCACGCCCCCUAGUGGCCAGUGGCGCUCUCUCUCUCUCUCUCUCUCUCCAUUGUUUCCCCUGUUGGGCUCCUCAUGCGGGAAGGAAGCUCCUGAAGGCGCCGCCGGCGAUGAGCGACAGCAACAAGCGCAAGGGCCGCCCCUCGCUGCAGGGCGCCGGCAAGAGACCCCGGAGGGACGGGAAGCCAGGCGAUGAUUUUGAAGCUGAAAAACCCAAGAAUGCAAAACGUUUGCCCAAGGCUUCCUCCGAAAAAAAGAAGAAAAGAGAACAUGAAGAAAGCGUUUCUACCUCCUCCUCUUACAAAAAUGCAGAGCAGAAAGCCAAAAAGCCCAGAAUUAAAGAGGAGAAUAGAACUGUAGAAAAACAAGGAUCCUAUAAGAAGGGAGAGAGAUCAAGUGGCUUGCAGAGCAGUCCUCAAAAGAAGGGUAUAAAAAAAGAGUUCACCAUCAAGAAGAAAGAGGAAGAGGAGGAAAGCGAAGAUGAGUGGGAAGAUGUUGAAGAACUUCAUGAGCCUGAGAUAGAGCUGCUGGAAAAGAUUGCAGCGCCAACACUUCCCAAAGAAACAGUUGAAAUCGAGAUUGAGACUCCAGAACAGGCAAAGAAAAGAGAGAGAAGAGAGAAGAGACAGACUGAGUUUGAGACUUACCUCCGUAGAAUGAUGAAACGUUUCAAUAAGGAAGUCCGCGAAGAUACACACAAGGUUCACUUGCUGUGCCUCUUAGCAAAUGGCUUCUAUAGAAACAAGAUCUGCUGUCAGUCAGAUCUGCAAGCUAUUGGUCUUUCCAUCAUCCCCACUCGCUUCACUAAAGUGCCUGAAGAUCGUGUAGACCGUGUGUACCUCUCAAACCUUGUGAAGUGGUUUGUUGCAACCUUCACUGUUAACAGUGAUCUCUCGGAUAAUGAAGAAGGUUGGCAAGCUACCCUUGAGAGGCGUUUUGCUAUCUAUGCAGCACGAGAUGAAGAAGAAUUGGUACAUAUAUUUUUACUUAUUUUGCGAGCACUGCAACUUCUGUGCCGGCUUGUAUUGUCUGUACAGCCCAUUCCUCUGAAAGAAUCAUUGGAGAAGAGAAAUUCUUCCUCUAAAAAGUGUGCUUCCGCUGCAGUUUCUACAAAAUCGCGUGGUUCUGCCAAAAAGCCUAAGAUUGCAGCCCCAAAAUGCACAGGAUCACACAAGACCAAGCAAGAAGCAGAACAAGAGAAGGUUUCACCAAGGAGCCAGAAAGAGGACAAGAAACCAAACACCUCAGAAACCAAAGGAACAGUAAAUAAGUCACCAGUGCUUAGUGGUACUCAGAAAGGAAAUGAAUCUGCCCACCAUGAGAGCAACUUGAGGGAAAAGGAAGGCUUAGGAAAGCCCAAAAAUGACCGCCAACGAAAGGUGGCCUCGAAAGUGUCGUAUAAAGAGGAAAGUGGAAGCGAUGAAGAUAGCGACUCUGAAUUUUCUGUUUCAGAGGAAGAGGAGGAGGAUAGCAGUGUGUCUGAUGAAGAUUUUGAAACUCCCAGGAGGAAGCAGAAAUCAUCAUUAGGAGUCUGUAAAGCAAAAGGCACUUUUGAGCACAGGAAGAGAUCUGGGCCUUUGGUGUCAAAAGGAUCCAGGAAUUCAAAGACAGUUGAUGCCCCAACGCAGAAAACAGCCAGCCCAUGUUCUUCAAACUCAGUAAAGAAAAGGAAUAAAAUAAUUUCUAGUGAUGAAAAAGGUGAGAGUGAUGGGGGAGAACAAGUGACAUAUAAACUGAGAGGCACAGACCAGUGGGCGGAGGUUUUUUUGGAACGGGAAGAUCGUUGGGUGUGUGUGGACUGUGUCCAUGGCACAGUUGGCCAGCCUUCACUGUGCUUCAAGUAUGCCACAAAGCCAGUGUGCUACAUCAUUGGCAUCGACAACACCGGGUAUGUCAAAGAUAUAACGCAGAGGUAUGACCCAGCAUGGAUGACCACAACAAGAAAAACUCGAGUGGACCCCCAGUGGUGGGAAGAUACCUUAGAACCAUACAGGACCCCUCUUGUGGAAAGAGAGAAGAAAGAAGAUAGAGAGUUUAUAGUUAAACAUCAAGAUCAGCCCCUGCCAACAUCCAUAGGAGAAUACAAGAACCACCCACUUUAUGCUCUGAAGAGGCAUCUUCUUAAAUAUGAAGCCAUCUAUCCUGAAACCGCUGCUAUCUUAGGAUAUUGCCGAGGGGAAGCAGUGUACUCCAGAGAUUGUAUUCAUACGCUUCACUCCAAGGACACCUGGCUGAAGCAAGCUCGAGUGGUGAGGAUUGGAGAAUUGCCAUACAAGAUGGUCAAAGGUUACUCAAACCACGCAAGGAAAGCACGAAUGGCAGAACCUGCAAACCGGGAUAAAAAGGAUUUGCCGCUUUUUGGUCUCUGGCAAACAGAAGAGUACCAGCCCCCUAUAGCUGUGGAUGGAAGGGUUCCCCGGAACGAAUUUGGGAAUGUGUACCUCUUCCAACCCAAGAUGUUGCCAAUAGGCUGUGUGCAGUUAAAGCUUCCUAAUCUCAACAGAGUGGCACGCAAACUGGAUAUUGACUGUGUUCAAGCAGUUACUGGUUUCGAUUUUCAUGGUGGCUACUCACACCCAGUCACGGAAGGUUAUGUCAUCUGCGAAGAGUAUAAAGAGGUGCUUGUCGCAGCCUGGGAAAAUGAAGAGGCAGAGAGAGAAAAGAAGGAGAAGGAGAAGCGAGAGAAGAGGGUGCUGGGAAACUGGAAACUGCUGGUAAAAGGCCUUCUGAUCAGAGAGAGACUGAAAGCGCGCUAUUCUAUUAAGAAUGAGGCAGCAGGAGUUGUGGUGGAAAGAGGGGCUGGAUUCUCUUCUGAUGAUGAUGAAGAAGAAAAAGGAGGUCCAAGCUCAGAGACACCGGCUGAAGAUAUGGCUAUUUCCUGGCCCCAAAACCGACAAGUGGAGGAACAGAAUAAGGGAUCAAAAACAACAAGAAAGAGUCGAAGACAGAAAAAAGGAGAAGCCAAGCAUUUGUUUCCCUUUGAGAAGCUGUGAGGAGAAGGAGCCUUAUACUGGUUAUUUGUUGUGUCAAGCUAAAAAAAACAACAACUUGGGUUUCUUUCAGACUAGAUUGUAAAUAGAUUUUCCAGCCUGAAUAGGAAAGAAUGUAUAUUUGAAAGAUUUGUUGGAAGUGGUUUCUAGUAAUGUGUGUGUAUGUAUAUAUGAAUGAUAGUGCCUAAUUAUAUGUAAAAAUAAUGUUGGGAAAAUAAAUCAGGGAGUUGACAAAAUAUUUCCAAGUCUAGGCCAUAAAACACUGACUUUACUCCAAUGGAGAAUUGUCUUCAAGAGCUCAGGAAUAAACAUAUAGGCCUUUCUUUCUCUGUAUCUGUCAGGUUGUUGAGAGGGGAGGUGUUAAAUGUUUUUGUUUUUUGGUGUGAACAUUAUCAUGUGAAAACAUGUAUAGGUCUUCCUUCAUUGUGUCUGUGGAGUUAUCAGGAAUAGAUUUGUUAAAUGUUAAUUAUGUUUUUGAAGAAUGCUUGUUAUGGAUGAUGGUUCUUCUUGGACAUUCUCAUGUGAAAAUCAUUUGAAUAUUAGUCUUCCACCAUUGCUAAAUUAGUUCCAUCACUGUUAGUCAUCACCCUCUCACUCUCCAUCAUUGUGCCCUUAUUUUUAAAAAGUGGUUUGCAUGGCAUCUACAGCAAGGUUUAAUCUAUGUUAUGAGCAGUCAAGCAGUGCCUUUGUAUGUCAUAAGAAUUAGAAUGCUUAUUGAUGUCUUCCUCAAUUUAGGAGCCUCCACAGUUUGGACUGCAGCUCCAAGUGUCCUUGAUCAAUGACCAUUCAACCAGGGGCUGAUAGAAGUUGAAGUCCAAACCAUCUGAAGGACUCCAGGCUGCUUCACUGGGUUCAGAAAACAGGGCGCUAACCAGAAGCAGAGUGCAAUCCACUGGGACGUUCUCCUGCACAAACUCCAUAAAUAUAUAUGGGAAAUGUGCAAAGCACUUGAUUAUAUUAUUACUCAUUUUCCCCACACAUACAUACAAAUCAAUUCAUUAGAAUUUGAGAAAUGUGAACUUUUUUGUUACUGAAAAUGUUUAUAUGACAAAUCUAUCAAAAUUAUCAAACUUCGGAUUUCUUUUCAAGGAUGGCUCUUUAGGUUUAAGUCUUCCUUUGAUUCCCAGCUCCCUUAUUCCAUAGACAUGUACGCACUGCUUUAUCUUUCUUCCAGGCCAUAUUUACUGUACAACCGAAGUGAUUUUCACUACUGUAAAUUCAUGCAAUGUGCAUGGGGCAUAAUAGGAAAAAUAAUUGAUGCUUGUAAUUUGUCAUUACAGACAUAUUGUAAGUUACAGUUUUUGUUUCUUGUAAUUAGAUUGGUGUGAUUCUUAUACAUUUUUUGCAACAUCUGUUUUAACACAACUUUUAUGGGUGAAAAAUAGUCUUAUUGGCCUAGAUUUGUAGGGAAUUGCAACCUCCCUAUUUGAUGUGACUGCAGCUCGGUUUAGCACUUAAAAUAUAUUUAGAAGAAAAAUAUUUUUAUACUGAAUCCUCAGCAAAAAAAUAAACAUUUAAUAACUGA